UGCUUCUUUCCCUUCCUAUACUUUUCAAACAUUUCUAUUUUAUUUUCACAUUUCUAAAUUCAAUUAAAUUCAUUUAUGCCCAUCAAGCUGCAUUAGCUAAUCAAAUCAAUCAAUAUAUUUCCCUUUUUAUUUCUUCAACCAAAAUCAAAAUUUUCCCUCAUGUCAAAUGAAAGUGAGGAAUUUUCCACAGAAAUUGUGAAGAGGGGUGUUGAAAGUAAUGGCCCAAUUUCAUUUUCUGUUAGAGUACGGCCUAAAAUGCCAGAUUUUCUUAGUUCUGUCAAUCUAAAAUAUGUUAAAUUGGGUUAUGGUUACCUCAUUAGCCAUCGUUUGUAUUUACUAUUAGCACCCCCUUUGCUUGCAGUCUUAGUUAAUCAUAUUGCAAAGUUGACUUGGGAAGACCUCUUUAUCAAAUAUGAUAUCACUGAGGCUGUUUUUAUCUCUGGACUUUUGCUCUCAAUUCUCUAUUUAUAUAUUGAUUCUACACCUCGCUCUACCUAUUUGCUUGAUUUCUCAUGUUUUCGCCCUUCAAAUGAAUACAAGGUUUCUAGGGCAGAAUUCAUUGAGUUAGCCAAAAGAUCAGGGAAUUUCAAUGAUACUGCCAUUAAGUUUCAAGAACAAGUUCUCAAGAAAUCUGGCAUAGGAGAUGAAACCUACUUGCCAAAAGGCGUUUUUCGCCCUGGUUACACAUCAUCAUUGAAAGAUGGCAGAGAAGAGUUAUCCAUGGUGAUGUUUGGCGCAAUUAAGAACCUUCUUGUUACCACAAAAGUAAAACCAAAAGAUAUCAAAAUUCUAAUAGUAAACUGUGGAAUACUAAAUACAACACCAUCAAUCUCAUCAAUGGUAAUAAACCAUUUCAAGCUUAGACCUGAUAUUCAUAGCUUUAACCUUGGUGGUAUGGGUUGUGCUGCUGGAAUCACAGCCAUUGAUCUUGCUAAAGACCUUCUUGAUGCUUAUCCAAAUUCUUAUGCAUUAGUGGUUAGCACAGAAGCUGUUAGCUAUUCAUGGUAUAGUGGCAAUGACUCUGACAUGCUUCUUCCUAAUUGCUUCUUUAGAAUGGGAGCUGCAGCUAUCUUGCUCUCAAAUUUUCGCCUGGAUAGAUGGCACGCCAAGUAUGAACUCAAACAGCUGGUCAGAACACACAAAGGAAUGGACAACAAAAGCUUCAAAAGUAUACAUCAAAGAGAAGACAGUGAAGGUAAGAGAGGACUUUCAGUAAGCAAAGAUGUCAUGGAAGUUGGAGGCCAUGCACUAAAAGCCAACAUUACAACACUUGGUCCACUAGUCCUACCUGUUUCAGAACAGCUUCAUUUCUUCACAAACUUACUCUUCAAGAAAAAGAAAACAAAACCAUACAUUCCUGAUUAUAAGCUAGCUUUUGAGCAUGUAUGUGCAUUGGCAACAAGCAAGAAAGUGUUGGAUGAGAUACAGAAGAAUUUGGAGCUUACAGAAGAGUACAUGGAAGCAUCAAGGAAGACAUUGGAGAGAUUUGGAAAUACUUCUAGUAGUAGUAAUUGGUAUGAACUUGCAUAUCUUGAGUUUAACAAAAGGAUAAAAAAGGGUGAUAGAGUUUGUCAGAUAGCUUUUGGAUCUGGUUUCAUGUGUAACAGUGUUGUUUGGAAAGCACUUAGGAAUGUUAGGACACCCAAACAAAGUCCAUGGAUUGAGGAUGAAAACUGAUCAAGAUGAAAUAGUAGCUAGCUUUUACUUGCUUAA
This is a messenger RNA of Medicago truncatula (barrel medic), 1713 nucleotides long. RefSeq names its product 3-ketoacyl-CoA synthase 15. NCBI's taxonomy places the organism in Eukaryota, Viridiplantae, Streptophyta, Magnoliopsida, Fabales, Fabaceae. The transcript is spliced from 3 exons. Bases 160 to 1677 code for a protein of 505 amino acids. The record is from RefSeq and is a predicted model, not a curated record. Gene Ontology annotation, cellular component: membrane. Gene Ontology annotation, biological process: fatty acid biosynthetic process. Gene Ontology annotation, molecular function: acyltransferase activity, transferring groups other than amino-acyl groups.